CUCUACUGUCAAGUGUCAAAUGAUGAGCAAGGGGGAAGGAGGAAAAUUACACUUUGUCAUUGUUUUUAAUUCGACGAGCGAAGUACUACUGUGUGCGUUUUAAAAAUGAUUAAACACUUUUUUCCGAGAACAACUACGUUAUGUUUUGUGAGAAGGAUGUGUACUCCAGCCACCCCGCCUCCGACACCGGUAUCGGGCUCGUCUUCUGGUUCUAUGUCGAAGAGAUACCGACCAACAGAUUUUCAGAAGUUUAUCCUUGUUUGGACCAAGAAGUAUAAGAGCAAGGAGGAAAUCCCGACAUUUGUCUCAGCUGAAAUUAUUGAAAGGUCCCGUAGUGAAGCUCGCAUUAAAAUCGCAAAUGUUCUCAUGAUCCUCACUGCUCUCGCAAGUUUUGGCGCCAUUUUGGCAGGAAAGGCAGCGGCAAAGAGAGGAGAAUCUGUCCAUCAAAUGAACAUGGACUUCCACAAACAAUAUAGAGCCGAGCAGGCCGAAAAGGAAGCAGCAGCUGCUGCUAAGUAGAACAUGACAAGAGUUUUAAUAAGUGUUGUGUACUUUAGAUAUUAUUAGCAUUGAAUCAAAUAAAACAGCUUAUAACUCAAAUCUAUUUAUAAUAUAUACACUAUAGGCUCAAA
This is a messenger RNA of Cydia amplana, 632 nucleotides long. RefSeq names its product UPF0389 protein CG9231. The transcript has 3 exons. The coding region runs from base 106 to 519 and encodes 137 amino acids. NCBI's taxonomy places the organism in Eukaryota, Metazoa, Arthropoda, Insecta, Lepidoptera, Tortricidae. The record is from RefSeq and is a predicted model, not a curated record.